AUGGACGGUUUGUACAGUCACAGCUCGUACCUGCUGCAGCAGCUGCAGGAGCAGCGCAUUCAGGGGUUGUUGUGUGACUGUAUGCUGGUGGUGAAAGGCGUCUGUUUUAAAGCGCAUAAAAACGUCCUUGCCGCUUUCAGUGCUUAUUUCAGGUCUUUGUUCCAGAAUUCUCCAGGUCAAAAGAAUGAUGUUUUUCACCUGGGCAUCCAGGAUGUAGGGGGUAUCGGCCAGAUUCUAGACUACAUGUAUACCUCCCAUCUGGAAGUGAACCAGGACAAUGUUCAAGCUUUGCUUAACAUUGCCCAGUGCCUACAGGUCACCAACAUUCUGACCAUGUGUAAUGAGUUCCUGAAACCUUGUGUACCUGCUGCAGACACUCCUUCCUUCUCUCUGCCUGCCGUUCUGACCCAUGAGCAGGACUGUGUGCUGGGAGGCAGUCUGGCACCCGAAGUGGACCUCCACUGCCCAUCCGCAGACACCCAGAAACACUCUCUCUGUCCGUCUGAUACUGACCACUUCAAAAGGCCUCAUGUUGGGUCACAAUACACCAGCAACACUCUGGAAGCUGCCAGUGGUAUUCCAUCAGUGCCUGAUAAACAACCCUUACAUGGUUAUAAGCUGCGUAAUUUUUACAGUAAACAGUACUUUAAGCAGAGCGCAGCUCAGGCCUGCAGCACAGGACAGGGCCCCCUGGUGGUGGAAGAGCACUGUAACACAAACACUGCUAACACCAGUCCCAUACCUCCUCUGCCUGCAUGCCCAGUGAACAUUGUCCCACGGGAUACCACCCAGUCAGAGCCCGCCUCUCAGAGCUUUGCCCAGUCUGUUCCUGAUAUGGGCACACCUGCUUCAGGUGGGAAAAGCCCACCAACGCCACGCCCUGUGAGACCAAAGAAGACUGUUUACCUGAAGAAGUACAACUACUUGCGGUCCCAGAAUGCCCUGGAAGAGAUGGCAGCACUGCCCAGCCAACUGGGCAACAGCUGUGUUAAGGAUCCUUGUCAGCAGGAAGAGCCUCCAGCUCAACCCACCGAUACUCCUGUGGAGGACACGGUGUCUAACCAAUCAGAGGCAGUGGUUUCAGGGACAGAAUCUCGCCUACCCAGCCCCUUGGGGGUGGAGCAAGAAGAGCUAGAGCCGCAGGGAGGCAGGGAAAGGUCAGAGGUCGUGGGGAACAGUAACAAGUAUUGUUGUGAAAUGUGUGGAAAGACCUUUAAACAUCCAAGCAACCUGGAGCUUCACAAACGUUCGCACACUGGUGAGAAGCCAUACCAGUGUAACAUUUGUGGGAAAAACUUUUCCCAGGCUGGUAAUCUGCAGACGCAUUUGCGUCGUCACUCAGGAGAGAAGCCCUUUAUCUGUGAGCUCUGUGGAAAAAGUUUUGCUGCAUCGGGGGAUGUCCAACGUCACAUUAUUAUCCACUCUGGAGCUCGACCUCACCUUUGUGACAUCUGUGGACGGGGAUUCACAAACUUCAGCAACUUGAAAGAGCACAAAAAAACGCACACGACAGAUAAAGAAUUUACGUGUGACCAGUGUGGCAAAUCCUUUAAUAUGCACAGAAAACUGCUCAAACAUAAGAUGAGACACACAGGAGAGAAGCCCUACUCUUGCCAGACCUGUGGUAAAUCGUUUGCUGGCUCAGGUGACCUGCAGCGGCACGUGCGUUCCCACACAGGUGAAAGGCCAUACGCCUGUGACAGGUGCGGAAAGAGCUUCACACGUACAGCAGUCCUGCGCAGACAUCGCAGUUCUCACUGCAAACCUCUAACAGACCCCGACAAUGCAGACAACAGCCCAGAGGAACCACCACCAACCCCCCACAGUAAAACCCCCAUGCCUCCAGGGCAGCCUGCACAACUCCUGUCCACCCCAGGGACGGACAGAUCUCCUGCUCCAGACCUUCUCAAAAUGCCCAAACACCCUUUGCACCCCCCAGCUGUCCACUUCAGCUCCUGUGCCCAGGAGAACUCAGUUGGGGACAAAUUCCACCCUGCUUCCAGAAGCCCCCUCCCACUCCCCACCCAAACAGACGGACACUGUGGACUCCCUCUGGCCAACCGCACCAACGGUGGUGCCACCUACAGGAGCGGAGAGGGAACAUUCUGCUCCAGUGGGACUCUGUGGGGGUUGGCCAUGAAGACCCUACAGAGCGACAGUGAGAUAGAGCAAUGA
This is a messenger RNA of Chanos chanos (milkfish), 2175 nucleotides long. RefSeq names its product zinc finger and BTB domain containing 49 (gene zbtb49). Gene Ontology annotation, cellular component: nucleus. NCBI's taxonomy places the organism in Eukaryota, Metazoa, Chordata, Actinopteri, Gonorynchiformes, Chanidae. Gene Ontology annotation, biological process: regulation of transcription by RNA polymerase II. The transcript has 8 exons. Bases 1 to 2175 code for a protein of 724 amino acids. Gene Ontology annotation, molecular function: DNA-binding transcription factor activity, RNA polymerase II-specific; protein binding. The record is from RefSeq and is a predicted model, not a curated record.